UCGUAAACGACAAUAACCAGUUGGAAAGUAUGUAUACAUUUCUAAAGCUAAAGCUAAAUAUCGAAAAAGUGCGCAGAAAUAGUGGAAACUGGCAAAGAAACUAUGAGAGAAUUAAGAUGCGAAAACGGGUUGAAGAUUUCUUGUUAUUUUCGCUUAGCGAUUGGUGUCCGCGGUUCAGGCAAAAGCGACGUUGAAAUACAAGAAGAAAUGGCGGCAGCGACAAAACUUCAAUCAACGUAUCGUGGCUACCGAACGCGAAAAGAAUUAGAGACUCAACGUAGUAUAAGUGGAACUCCACAGCAAGGUAAAAGGACAUCAAGUGAGGAUGCUAAAACAAUUGAAAAUAAAUCCAGCUUCACUCUAACCAAUGAUAAGCCACAAGAGAGUAAAUCCUUGAUUGAAACUGGUGCAGAUCAAAUUAAAUCAGUUCUUGCUCCAUUAGGUGAUUUGUUUGGUAAGUUGCGAGGUUCGACUGAGGAAAGCCCUUACGACACGGUAACUACAUUACUCCGACAACAACAUCCAAACGUUGUGUUGCCAUCUGAACACGUUUACGAGAAUACAAGUGAAAAAAGCGAAAAGGAUGACAAUCUUCCUCAUUCUAUUCCAAACGAUGACUUGCAAUCUUACGAGACAGUGGCUACAUUGCCCCAACAUAGAGUCGAUGGAAUUCCAAAUGGUGAUGUGGGCAAGGAUCAUGAAUACACAACGUCGGACUCAUACAAAACCGUAGACGCAUGGCAACAACAUCCUGGUAUCAAACUUGAAAUAGAAAAACAGCAUGAAGUUACUAAUUCUGUUCCAAUUGCUGAACAAUCACUGCCUACGGAAAAUGUGCGUGGUACAACGAACACUGGCAGCGAUAUGGUACGAAUAUGA
Didymodactylos carnosus is the source of this 879-nucleotide messenger RNA. NCBI's taxonomy places the organism in Eukaryota, Metazoa, Rotifera, Eurotatoria, Philodinida, Philodinidae. The record is from the annotation of a GenBank genome assembly.